Cyanistes caeruleus (blue tit) is the source of this 330-nucleotide messenger RNA. The record is from RefSeq and is a predicted model, not a curated record. NCBI's taxonomy places the organism in Eukaryota, Metazoa, Chordata, Aves, Passeriformes, Paridae.
AUGGCAUUCGCUGGCACCUGGCAGAUCUACUCCCAGGAGAACCUGGAGCCUUUCCUCAAAGCUCUGGGGUUGCCAGAUGACACUAUCAAAAUGGCCAAAGAUAUUAAGCCUAUUGUUGAAAUACAACAAAAAGGCAAUGACUUUGUUGUGACAUCCAAAACACCCAACAAAUCUGUAACCAACUCGUUCACACUUGGCAAAGAGGCUGACAUCACCACCAUGGAUGGCAGAAAGCUAAAGUGCACUGUGAACUUGGUGAACGGGAAGCUGGUGUCCAAAUCAGAUAAAUUCUCUCACGAGCAGGAAGUUAAAGGAAAUGAAAUGGUGGAG